This is a messenger RNA of Xyrauchen texanus (razorback sucker), 3511 nucleotides long. Its product is annotated as prosaposin receptor GPR37-like. Gene Ontology annotation, cellular component: plasma membrane; signaling receptor complex. Gene Ontology annotation, molecular function: prosaposin receptor activity; G protein-coupled peptide receptor activity. The record is from RefSeq and is a predicted model, not a curated record. Lineage: Eukaryota; Metazoa; Chordata; Actinopteri; Cypriniformes; Catostomidae. Gene Ontology annotation, biological process: adenylate cyclase-inhibiting G protein-coupled receptor signaling pathway; positive regulation of MAPK cascade. The transcript is spliced from 2 exons. The coding region runs from base 384 to 2093 and encodes 569 amino acids.
CAUCAGGAGCGGACAUGGACGACACUCAAGGACUUUCACUAUAUCGAUAUGCUGGAUUCUCUUGGCCUUUACCUGUUUUUUGUUUUUGUUUUUUCUUCUUCCUGUGAUAAGUAGCGCUUGGAAAUAAGUUUAAAAGCUCAAACAAGUUUUUUUUUACGUGUUUUUUUUACUUAAUCUGUUAAAAUACCGAACGUCUGUGUAAACAAGUGUCAGGAUUUACACAUUUCUCACAAUUCUGAUGUUCAAAUAUUAUUCCUGGGAUUGUAAAAUGGAAACUGGUGAUCUACCAGCGAGUGGGACGACGCUUGAUAUUUAUUCUGCAACCUUAUAGUAUUGGACAUUCUGGAUUUAGAUUUUUCCGAGGAUUUCCUGAGGGCAAAAUAAUGGAAAUUCAAAUUGUAAGCUUAUUUUGUUUGCUGGCGUGUUUUGAACUUUCAGUUCUUACAAGUAGUCAUAUCAGGACCGAUAUAGCUUCAAAAAACAGUUAUUUAACACAAAAAGUGCGUAAAAUCAGCAAUGAGAGACGUGUAAUUACAAAUAAACUGUAUUACGAAACUGGUAUAAAAGGAUUACAAUCUACAGGCGUGACUACAUCGCCCGCGACUACGAUAUCGAUAAAAACGAUACAUGUAUCGAGCGAAAGUCGGUCAGUGAACGUGAGCAGUGAACGAAGGGUACGAAAUCGAGGAGCAUCGGUACAGAACUUCGAAAAGUCUCAAAUGAAUAAACAUAGCCAUUCUAAAUCAAUAUUGAGACAAACGGAUAACUUCAGUCGAAUAAAAGUUAGCUAUCCCAGACAGAAAAGAGCUGCUGUCAAUGAGAGCGAAACGAAUCGAUCAGUACCGAAGCCUGAAGCGCAGAUCCAGCCUACCGAUUUACCCAUUGAUUCCUCAACCAUCCCUGAAUGGGGCACCUCAUCUGAAGAAGACUACGAAGAGCAAUUUACCCCCUUCAUUCCAUUCAAUACCCGAUCAAGAACCCCAGGGGUCAGGAAUCCGUUUUAUCCAUUGACAAGUGAAUCGUAUGGUGCAUAUGCUGUCAUGUGCAUCUCCAUUACCCUUUUCGUUGUGGGCAUCAUUGGGAAUAUAGCAAUCAUGUGCAUUGUGUGCCACAAUUACUACAUGAGAAGCAUUUCAAACUCCUUGCUGGCCAACCUUGCCCUGUGGGAUUUUGUCAUCAUCUUUUUCUGCUUGCCACUGGUUAUAUUCCAUGAACUCACUAAGGAUUGGCUCCUUGGGGAAUUCUCGUGUAAAAUCAUUCCCUACAUAGAGGUGGCUUCUUUGGGAGUGACUACAUUCACACUUUGUGCAUUGUGCAUCGACCGUUUCCGUGCAGCGAGCAACAUCCAGAUGUACUACGAGAUGAUCGAGAACUGCAGUUCCACUGCAGCCAAGCUAACAGUGAUCUGGCUCGGUGCUCUCCUCCUGGCCUUGCCCGAGCUCCUCAUCUGGCAGCUGGUGAAAGAGGAGCACGAGCCUCCGGAGGUGAUGCCCUGCGAGCAUUGCGUAGUCCGAAUCUCCACGGCACUCCCAGACACACUCUAUGUUCUCGGACUCACCUACAACAGCGCUCGCCUUUGGUGGUACUUUGGCUGCUACUUCUGCUUGCCUACCCUCUUCACCAUCAUUAGUUCGGUGACGACCGCUCACAAGAUCCGUAAGGCAGAGCGCUCCAGCGUUCGCGGCAAUCGCAAACAGAUCAAACUGGAGAGCCAAAUGAACUGCAUCAUCGUAGCUCUGGCCAUACUGUAUGGCUUUUGCAUCAUUCCGGAGAACAUAAGCAACAUCAUAUCGGUGUACAUGGCUACGGGGGUGCCACGUCGCACACUGGAUAUCCUGCAUCUGGUGAGUCAGAUGAUGCUUUUCUGCAAAUCGGCAGUUACACCUGUGCUUCUUUUGGUACUUUGUCGACCUUUCAGUAAAGCAUUCCUGGAUUGUUGCUGCUGUUGCUUUGAAGAGUGCGGCCCACCAAAGUCCUCCACGGCCACCAGCGAUGACAACGAUCAGGACGCCAACACUGACCUAGAGCUUUCACCCUACAGCACUGUCCACAGGGAAGCAUCCACCUUCCCGAGAGCGGGAACACACUGCUGAGGUUGUACCCUACCUAAGGGAUACACAUUACCCUUGCUAGGUUCAUUACCAAGGGCUCAGAUUUACUGAAUAAACCCAUCGAGAGAAGUCAUUUUCACUGGCUUGCACAAUUUUGAGAUUUAAGUGUGGUUCUUGUUUUAAUACUGCCUAAUGCUAGGCUGUGAUUUGAAAAAGAUUCCACAAACUUGGCAUUUUACCUUGGAAGAUAGGGAUAAAGAUGUUUAUUACAGGACAGAUGGUCUUAGAGAUGCAACUGCCAUAUUGCUGUUUACAAUUAAAAACAUAUGGUAUUGUCUAGUUUGUUGGAAGUUUAUAGGAAGUCUAGAGAGAUUUAUCAAUUAACUCACAUGCAAAUGUUAUAAUUGCACAAUUUUCUUACCUCUAUAUUUUUCAGUUGUAAAGAAAUAGUUCACCCAAAUUUUGGCUAUCAUUUACAGUUCUCGCCCUCAUGACGGUUGAAAUCUGUAUUGCUUUUUACAUCCGUGGAACAUACAAGAAGUGUCUUGUAGAUUGUCCAAGCUGCUUUUUUCCAUAGAAUGAAGGUAGACAGUGACCAGUGGCUGUCAAGCUCCAAAAGCAACAUAAAAGUUUAAUUAUAGUACAUGCAACUCCUGAGUUACAGUAUACACAAAGUCUUUUGAAGCCAUACAGCCUUAUCUCCUUUGCAAUUGCACAUUUUCAAACAAUGGUUCUCUUGUAUUACAGGAAUGCUACUAGGAUACAAUCAUUGAUCUUUAGGUUGAGCAACUGGUUGUCUCUUCAUCGGACAGGGUUUGGGGGGCUGUGGAUGAGGAAGGGGCGUCCCCCUUCAUCAUUUUGGAAUCAUCAUUUGGUCAGAAUUGCCACCCACCCACAGGUCCUACGGGCCCAUUAGGUCUGGGCUAUGGUGUGUUGGAUGCACCAUGUUUAAAUGAGGGAAGCAGCAGUUUGCAUAUUUUGCAAUACAUCUUUUUCAGUUCCAUGCAAGAAAGAAAAUCAUAUCUUUCUAACAACAUGCAUAAAUGAUGACGUAAUUUUCAUUUUUGGGUGAAGUAUUCCUUUAAUAUGGUAAUUUACAUCUUUUUUUUUAAAUGUGCUUCUGAGUCUUAUGGAAAGUAAUAUAUAGAAAAUGGCUGUUCAUAGUGUUUUGCGGUGUUAAGGAAAGUGGCGAUUCUUGUGAAUCGGUUAAAAGUUAAGCCUAGCUCCCUUGCCAUGUAAGUUUAAAAUUCACUCUGUAUUUGCUAGCAGAAAAAAAACUUGUAAAAUAAUCUUCAGCCUUUGGAAAGCACUGAAGCGUAUGUUGUUUUAGCCACGACAUGUCACUUUAAUAAAAAAAAAAAACCUGAAUGAUCUUAAUGGCUAAUGAGAAAUGUAUCCAGGCAUCUGGAGAAUGUAGCUAAACAAUUUGGGCAAAGAAAACUUGAGUGUUAUCAACUGAA